CCAAUCAGACGUGUAAAGAGCGAAAAAAAGCUAUCAAAUAUCAGAAUCAGAUUGACACGUGGCGAUCACGAGCUCUCUUUAUAUUACGUGGACAAUUUUGCCACUCUUCUCUCUGCCACUCUCAUCAUUUUUUGAAUCAUUCAUGAUUUCUUAGCUCUCUCAAAAAAAUGGCGUACAAAUCCCUAAAUUCAAUCACCAAAUCUGAUAUCGAAGCUCUAGGAAUCUCCGGUGAUGUCUCCGAGAAGCUUCUCAGAGAUCUCGAAGACAUUAUUCACGGUUCAUCCACGCCGCCGGAGACGUGGAUUCAGAUUUCUCGGCGGAUCCUUCACCCUAAUCUCCCUUUCUCUUUUCACCAGAUGAUGUAUUACGGUUGCUACAAGGAUUUCGGACCCGACCUACCCGCUUGGAUACCCGACCCGAAGGUUGCUUCUUUAACUAACGUAGGCAAGUUAUUAGAAAAGCGAGGCAAAGAGUUUUUAGGUGGAAAUUACAAGAAUCCAGUUUCGAGUUUCUCCAGUUUUCAAGAGUUCUCUGUAUCAAAUCCUGAGGUGUAUUGGAAAACUGUAUUGGAUGAGUUAAACAUAUUGUUCUCUGUACCUCCUAAGUGUAUAUUAGAGAAGGAUACUUCUGGAGAUAAUCCUGGAGGUAAAUGGCUUCCUGGAGCUUACUUGAAUCCUGCAAGAAAUUGUUUGACUAAUGGUUUCAAGAGAAGAUUGGAUGAUAUUGUGAUUCGAUGGCGUGAUGAAGGAAGCGAUGAUCUUCCUGUGAAUACCAUGACACUUUUGGAGUUAAGAUCGCAGGUCUGGUUAGCUGCACAUGCUCUUAGUGCUUUGGGUUUGGAGGAAGAGUCAGCAAUCGCGGUUGAUAUGCCAAUGAAUGUUGAGUCUGUGAUCAUAUACCUUGCUAUUGUUUUAGCUGGCCACGUAGUUGUUUCAAUAGCUGAUAGUUUCUCUCCCCGUGAAAUAUCAACACGGCUUAAAAUAUCAAAAGCAAAAGCCAUUUUUACUCAGGAUGUGAUUAUUCGUGGUGAUAAAAGUAUUCCUCUCUAUAGAAGAGUCGUUGAUGCAGAAGCACCUCUGGCAAUUGUUGUCCCAGCUAGAGGCUCUAGCUGCAGAAUGAAGCUGCGCGAGAAGGAUUUGUCUUGGAACAACUUUUUGGGAAACGCAAGAAAUUUGAGAGGCGUGGAAUAUGUUGCUGCAGAGAAACCAGCAGGAGCUUACACGAACAUCCUUUUCUCAUCAGGAACCACUGGUGAGCCAAAGGCUAUUCCAUGGACGAACAUUUCUCCUCUGAAAUCUGCUGCUGAUGCUUGGUGCCAUUUGGAUGUUCAGCGGGGGGAUGUUGUUGCUUGGCCGACCAACCUUGGGUGGAUGAUGGGACCGUGGCUUGUUUAUGCUUCCUUGAUCAAUGGGGCUUGCAUGGGAUUAUACAAUGGAUCACCUCUUGGUCCUACCUUUGCCAAGUUUGUGCAGGAUGCCGAGGUAUCAGUGCUAGGCGUGAUACCAAGCAUUGUCCGGACAUGGCAAAACUCAAACUCCACUUCAGGCUAUGAUUGGUCACGGAUCCGUUGUUUUGGUUCCACUGGUGAAGCUUCAAACAUAGACGAGUAUCUAUGGUUAAUGGGCAGAGCACAUUACAAACCCGUAAUCGAGUAUUGUGGCGGAACUGAGAUUGGAGGCAGUUUUAUCUCAGGUUCUUUGCUUCAACCUCAGUCGCUGGCUGCUUUUAGCACAGCUGCCAUGGGUUGCAAGCUUUUCAUUCUCGAUGAAGAUAGCAAUCCUAUUCCUCCAUAUGCUGCAGGAGUAGGCGAAUUGGCUCUUUGUCCUCACAUGUUUGGAGCUUCAAGCACUCUUCUGAACGGUAAUCACUUCAAAGUUUACUUCCAAGGAAUGCCCACCUUCCAAGGACAGGUAAUCCAACCUUUGUCAUAUUUAUACAGAGGUUUUCAUCUGUUUUAAGUCUGUGCCUUGCCUGCUUUUCGAUAGAUCUUACGAAGACAUGGGGAUUUAUUUGAACGGACUUCAAAAGGAUACUACCGUGCUCAUGGACGUGCUGAUGACACAAUGAAUCUUGGUGGUAUAAAGGUCGGUUCUAUUGAGAUCGAACGAGUCUGUAAUUCCGUUGAUGACAGUGUUCUGGAGACAGCAGCCAUUGGUGUUCCACCUCCUAGUGGGGGUCCUGAGCAGCUAGUAAUCGCUGUUGUGUUCAAGAGCCCAGAAUUUUCAAAUCCCGACUUGAACCUGUUGAAGAAGUCCUUCAACUCCGAGAUACAAAAGAAACUGAAUCCUUUGUUCAAGGUAUCAUCUGUUGUGACUCUUCCUUCUCUACCGAGGACGGCCACAAAUAAGGUUAUGAGAAGAGUUCUAAGGCAACAGCUUACUCAGACUGGUCUAAACUCGAAGCUAUGAGGCAAUUUCUCUCUAAUACCAAAUGUUGGGUUUUGCCAUUCACAGGAAACAAUAUUUGGUCUUUGUUGUAAGAAUCCACAUCCAUGUCUGUAUCAAGAAAUGAUUCUCAAUUCACAUAAAUAAGAGUGGAGCUAGUGUACAUACAUCUAGUGAGAUCCUUGUCCCUCAAUUUGAAUCUCAACUUUGGUUAUGAUUUUAUUUCGUAACAAAAACCAUAUUAAAUAAAACUUGCUAUCCAAAACGCAACAGAAAACAAGAAUUAUCAAAUUCGUUUAUCACCUAAUAGUAACAA
Arabidopsis thaliana (thale cress) is the source of this 2700-nucleotide messenger RNA. It is a transcript of the gene AAE17, whose product is annotated as acyl-activating enzyme 17. Bases 168 to 1958 code for a protein of 596 amino acids. Gene Ontology annotation, cellular component: peroxisome. Lineage: Eukaryota; Viridiplantae; Streptophyta; Magnoliopsida; Brassicales; Brassicaceae. The record is from RefSeq and is marked reviewed. The transcript has 13 exons.